AUCACCAUUUUUAUUCCUAAUGUUUUUCCUCUCGUUCUUGAACUCUUUCUCAAUUUCAAUGUCGUUCCUUCAUUUCCCUCCAUGGCUUCAUCUCAUCAUCUUCCUCUCUUCACUUUUCAUCAUUCUAAAAUGGAAAGCAGCUGCAAAUAAAAGAAAGUGUAAUUUUCCCCCAAGUCCACCGAAAAUUCCAAUCAUUGGAAACUUGCAUCAACUCGGGAAGCUCCCACACAAAUCUCUAUGGCGCCUCUCUCAGCUUUACGGUCCUAUUAUGAGCCUCAGCUUAGGCCGUAUAGAAAUCAUCAUCAUAUCAUCUGUCGAGACUGCUCGUGCCCUCUUAAAAAUCCACGAUCUUCAAAGUUGCAACAGACCACAAACACAUGCUAUCAAAAAAUUCUCUUACAAUUUCCUCGACAUUGCGUUUUCACCUUAUAGCGAUUAUUGGCGAGAGAUACGCAAAAUUUGUAUGCUUGAGUUUUUCAGUAUGAAGAGGGUGUUAUCUUACAAACCCAUUAGAGAGCAAGAAGUUGGUUUAUUUAUUGAAUCAAUUUCACAAUCAGCUUCUUGUGGAGCUGUCGUUGAUCUUAGUGAGAAGUCAAUUGCUCUCACUGCUGGUGUUAUAUUUAGAAUUGCAUUUGGAAAGCAGUUUGAAGGGGAUGGAUUUCAUGAGCUUAUAAGUGAAGUUGAGGCCCUGUUGGGAAGCUAUAGUGCUUCUGAGUUUUUUCCAGUUCCUUUCGUGGGAGAGGUAUUUGAUUGGUUUAGUGGUCGAGAAACUAGACUUGAAAGGGUUUUUAACGAGAUGAAUGGUUUGUUUCAAGAGGUGAUUGAUGAACAUCUUUGUCCUCAGAGGCCUAAGCCAGAGCAAGAUGAUAUCAUUGAUGUGCUUUUGGCUAUUAGUAAAAACCAAGUUGAACCUUGCUCGGUUGUCAUUACCCAUGAAAACAUCAAAGCCAUUCUUUUGAACUUAUUUUUAGCAGGAAUAGAGACAAGUUCAAUUAUAUUAGUAUGGGCAAUGGCAGAACUUACAAGGAACUCAACAUUGAUAAAGAAAGUUCAUGAAGAAAUCAGAAAUCAGGUGGGAAAUAGAGGAAAGGUAACAGAGAUUGACAUAGAAGAGCUUCCAUAUCUGAAAAUGAUAAUGCAAGAGACACUGAGACUACAUCCACUAGCACCUCUUCUUGUUCCAAGAAAAACCAUUUCCAAUUUCAAAAUUGAAGGCUACGAUUUUUACCCAAAAACGACUGUUCAAGUGAAAGUUUGGGCAAUUGGGCGAGACCCCACAUGUUGGAAAGACCCAGAAGAGUUUCUUCAAGAGAGAUUUUGCAGAGAGCUCCAUUGAUUACAAAGGACUACAUUUUGAGUUCUUGCAAUUUGGGGGUGGUUGGAGGAUAUGCUCGGGGUUGAACAUGGGAGGUGAAAACUGUGGAUUUGGCUUUUGCAAAUCUCUUGUACCAUUUUGAUUGGAAGUUGCGGGAGGGGAUGAAGGAGGAGGACUUGGACAUGGAAGAGAAAUUAGGUUUGAGUCUCACCGUCCACAAAAGUUGCCUCUCGAACUAGUACCAAUGUUAUACCAUCCAUGAGUAUUAAACUUGAAGUGGAGUCCUCUAAUUGUAAAGUAUAAGACUUGCCUUAUGUAUGACGACACGUGACCAGUGACCCUUGCAUGUGUCAUUUAUGCUUAUAUACUAUGAUGAUGAUUAUGUGAGCUAGUAUGAUGUGAUGUUAUAUUAUGAUAUGAUGACAUGAUGACGAUGGAGUGUGAUGAUGAUAUUACUCAAUAUGAUGAUAUUUCAUAUUAAGAUGAUAUGUAUAUACGAGAUGACAUGCUGCAUUAUGAUGAAGAGUUUUCCGAGACACAACACUACACG
Molecule: messenger RNA, 1865 nt
Organism: Cucurbita maxima (winter squash)
Lineage: Eukaryota; Viridiplantae; Streptophyta; Magnoliopsida; Cucurbitales; Cucurbitaceae
Product: cytochrome P450 71B34-like
Exons: 2
Coding region: 20-1336 (438 amino acids)
Molecular function (GO): iron ion binding; monooxygenase activity; oxidoreductase activity, acting on paired donors, with incorporation or reduction of molecular oxygen
Source: RefSeq, a predicted model, not a curated record